Chrysochloris asiatica (Cape golden mole) is the source of this 936-nucleotide messenger RNA. RefSeq names its product transmembrane protein 41A (gene TMEM41A). Lineage: Eukaryota; Metazoa; Chordata; Mammalia; Afrosoricida; Chrysochloridae. The transcript has 5 exons. The record is from RefSeq and is a predicted model, not a curated record. The coding region runs from base 72 to 866 and encodes 264 amino acids.
AGUCCGCCGCAGCAGGGUCCGGGCGCUGACCCAAGGCGAUCUGUCGCACGGGGUCGGGGUGCGGCAUCGACAUGCGCCCCUUGCUCAGCCUCCUCCUGAUCUUCUCCGGCUGCACCUUCGCCCUGUAUUUGCUGUCGACGCGACUGCCUCGUGGGCCAAAACUGUACUCCGCCGAGGAGACUGGCGGCAGAUCGCUGUGGUUUCCCUCAGACCUGGCAGAGCUGCGGGAGCUCUCUGAGAUUCUUCGAGAGUACCGGAAGGAACACCAGACCUACGUGUUCCUGCUCUUCUGCAGUGCCUACCUCUACAAACAGGGCUUUGCCAUCCCUGGCUCCAGCUUCCUGAACGUUUUAGCCGGAGCCUUGUUUGGACCAUGGCUGGGGCUUCUCUUGUGCUGUGUGCUGACCUCAGUGGGCGCCACAUGCUGCUACCUGCUUUCCAGUAUUUUUGGCAAACAGUUGGUGGUGUCCUACUUUCCUGAUAAAGUGGCCCUCCUACAGAGGAAGGUGGAGGAGAACAGAAACAGCUUGUUUUUCUUCUUACUGUUUUUGAGACUUUUCCCCAUGACGCCAAACUGGUUCUUGAACCUCUCGGCCCCGAUUCUGAACAUUCCCAUCAUGCAGUUCUUCCUGUCCGUUCUUAUUGGGCUGAUACCAUACAAUUUCAUCUGCGUGCAGACAGGCUCCAUCCUGUCGACUCUUACCUCUCUGGAUUCUCUGUUCUCCUGGGAAACUGUCCUUAAGCUGUUGGCCAUUGCCCUGGUGGCCUUAGUUCCUGGGACCCUCAUUAAGAAAUUUAGCCAGAAACACCUGCAUUUGAAUGAAACAAGCACCACUUAUAGUCUAAAUAGUAAGAAAGGCACGUGAUUUGGACUGUCAGGCCAUGUUUAUUUAUGGAAUGGGUUUGGUCCUCUAAAGCCCCUAUUGAUGUUUCAUU